Messenger RNA from Clunio marinus, 207 nucleotides. The record is from the annotation of a GenBank genome assembly. NCBI's taxonomy places the organism in Eukaryota, Metazoa, Arthropoda, Insecta, Diptera, Chironomidae.
AUGUUAGAAGAAACUUCAGAAAUUCAUCUAAACAGACGUAAUAAUGAAAACAUGUGCCAUUCACGAUUAUUAUGCUUUCAACAUAUGAGCUCUGUGGCGAUGGCGAAGCCUCCAAAAGCCAUCAAUAAGGAAAGAAGUCUUUUACAUGUUUAUUCGACUGGUGAUGAUGGUGAGAGCAGCGAUUACAUAAAAAUUGUUGGCAUUUAG